CAUCAAAACCGGAUGUGACUUGCAGCGGGUUCAAAUGUGACUCUGGCGCGUGCGUGGCUAAAUCACUCAUCUGUGACGCCACGGACAACUGCUUUGAUUACAGCGAUGAGGCCAGUAAUGGCACCGCCCACUGUCACACGAGUGUCUGGCCAUUCCAAGGAGAGAAUUGGGGUGUGCUAGCCAGUGUCCUUGGAGCAGCUGUCGUGUUGGGCGUCACUGCAGCCUGCUGUCGUCACAUUCGCAAUAAAAAUUGCUCUGUUGAAGACUUGUAUGAUCUUAAAGAGGGCCCCUAUGUCCAUAAAUACGCUUACCGCUACGCUGUAAUAAGGGCGCCGAAGAAACCCAACCAGACCAACGUUGUUUUAGGCAGGGAUGGACACAUGCACUAUACAGGUACCAAUGUCUGA
This is a messenger RNA of Candidula unifasciata, 407 nucleotides long. Lineage: Eukaryota; Metazoa; Mollusca; Gastropoda; Stylommatophora; Geomitridae. The record is from the annotation of a GenBank genome assembly.